This is a messenger RNA of Talaromyces atroroseus, 1005 nucleotides long. RefSeq lists its product as hypothetical. The transcript is spliced from 6 exons. The record is from RefSeq and is a predicted model, not a curated record. Bases 1 to 1005 code for a protein of 334 amino acids. Lineage: Eukaryota; Fungi; Ascomycota; Eurotiomycetes; Eurotiales; Trichocomaceae.
AUGGAUGCAGUCUUUGCAGAGAUCGAUAAAGAGACGAUCAAGUUUGCGGCCGGAGACGAAGAGAAAUGGCGCGAGCUGUAUGAGCCUCUUUAUCCGGAAACCCCGUCAAAUGUGACAGUCAUUCGUAAUGAGAGAUACGGCCCCCAUGAGAGAAAUUUUCUGGACGUCUUUGUUCCACAUGAUGGCGCAGAAAAUAAGCCGGUAUUGAUGUAUAUUCAUGGCGGCGGGUUCUUUUCCGGCGACAAGAUGUGGUCUGAACGGGUUUAUUCGAAUAUCGGCUGGUUCUUUGCUCAACAUGGCAUCGUCACUGUUGUGGUCAAUCAUCGCCUUGUGCCACAUGUGCAAUAUCCGGGAGGUGCGGAUGACGUGCAGCUCGCGCGCGAAUGGAUCUAUGAAAAUAUAGCGUCGGAAAAGUACGGAUGUGGAUCGAUUGACAAAGUUGUGCUUUUUGGUCAUUCGUCUGGCGGUGCGCAUGUUGCGAUGAAUCUUUUCGCGGCUGGUGAGAUGUUACUCUUAAGAUUCUUCGGGCGUGUCUAUGCUAAAGCAGAGAGUGCAGGCGAUCCUGCUCGCCCCCCAAAGGUCCCGGACUUUCCACCAGUUGCUGGUCUGGUCCUUAUUGACGUGCCCUUUUGGUUUGAUCGAACCAAGCCAGUGCGCCAGAGAACAAUUAGGUCAUAUUAUGGCUCCGAUGACGAGAGUGAUUGGGGGCCCAAGUCAGCAUUGGGUUUGUUCCAAGCCCUGCCCGAAGACUCACCAGUACUAGAUUCACAAAAGAUUCCCAUUUAUCUCGGUUCAGUCGAGUGGGAAGUACCGGAAACCAUUGAUGCAACGAUUAAAUUCUUCAACGCAUAUAAAGCGAAAAGCAAACCGGCCGGAACACUGCCCUUAUUUCAUGUCACCAAGAGACACAACCACGUUAGCAACGUCCUGUCAAUCGGAACCGAAGAUACGUCGCAGAGCCAGCCAGUACUGGACUUCAUCCGGACAUGUGUUGGCAGCAAGUGA